This is a messenger RNA of Nerophis lumbriciformis (worm pipefish), 3039 nucleotides long. The record is from RefSeq and is a predicted model, not a curated record. Lineage: Eukaryota; Metazoa; Chordata; Actinopteri; Syngnathiformes; Syngnathidae.
AUGGAGCCGCUGAAGAACAUAUUCAGCCGAGGCCCGUUGUCCAACUGGAAGAACUUGGAACAAUCGCAAAAAGGCAAUUUCAGCAACCCAGUGUGGACAGCGUUGUUCGACUAUGAGGCGUCCUGCAAAGACGAGCUCACCCUGCGGAAAGGCGACCAGGUGGAGGUCCUCUCGUUGGACUCGGAGAUAUCCGGCGACGAAGGUUGGUGGGCGGGCAAGGUCAACAACAAGGUGGGCAUCUUUCCUUCCAAUUAUGGCUCUUUCAAGCCCAGCGGAUACGGGAAGCUACAGGGUAAUGCCGUGGUGGGCGAACUGGGCCCCGCCAUGGGCGGCGAGUUGGAACCCGCCGUGGUGAACUUCCGCGAACUGAGCCUUCAAGAGGUGAUCGGAGUGGGCGGCUUCGGGAAGGUGUAUCGCGGAACGUGGCGAGGCGCGCUGGUCGCCGUCAAAGCCGCCCGUCAGGACCCGGACGAGGACAUCAGCGUGACGGCGCAGAACGUCCGGCAGGAAGCGCGACUCUUCGCCAUGCUCACACACCCCAACAUUAUCGCCCUGAAAGGCGUUUGUCUGCAAGAGCCAAACUUGUGUCUCAUCAUGGAGUACGCCUCUGGCGGACCCCUGAGCCGGGCGCUGGCCGGACGACGCAUCCCGCCUCACAUCCUUGUCAACUGGGCCGUGCAAAUCGCUCGCGGGAUGCUCUACCUUCACAGCGAGGCCAUCGUCCCCGUCAUCCACCGAGACCUCAAGUCCAACAACAUCCUUUUGGCUCAGCCCAUCGAGAACGAAUGCAUGGAGGCUCUGACGCUCAAGAUCACUGACUUCGGCUUGGCCAGGGAGUGGCACAAGACCACCAAGAUGAGCACGGCGGGCACCUAUGCCUGGAUGGCCCCUGAGGUUAUCAAGUCCUCUACUUUCUCAAAGGGCAGCGACGUUUGGAGUUAUGGUGUUCUGCUGUGGGAGCUUCUAACGGGAGAGGCGCCCUACAAAGGGAUCGACGGGCUCGCCGUGGCAUACGGCGUCGCCGUCAACAAACUGACGCUGCCCAUCCCUUCCACGUGUCCUGAGCCCUUCGCUCAGCUCAUGUCAGAGUGCUGGGACCAGGACCCGCAUCGUCGACCCAACUUUGGAUCCAUCCUGGCCCAGCUGACGGCGCUGGAGCAGCAGGUGAAGGAGGAGAUGCCGCAGGACUCCUUCCACUCUCUGCAGGAGGACUGGAAGCUGGAGAUCCAGGACAUGUUUGACGAGCUGCGCGCAAAGGAAAAGGAGCUGCGGUGUCGUGAAGAGGAGCUAAAACGUGCGGCUCUGGAGCAGAAGUCCCACGAGGAGUUCUUACGGCAGCGCGAGCAGCAGCUAGCUCAGUGGGAGCAGGAUGUGUUUGAGCGCGAGCUCAGCCUCCUUAUCCUACACCUGAACCAGAACCAGGAGAAGCCCAACGUAAAGAAGCGCAAGGGAACAUUCAAGAAGCACAAGCUUAAAAGCAAGAAUGGCGAAAAGAUAAGCAUGCCACAAGAUUUCAUCCACAAGAUCACCGUGCAGGCAUCACCCGGGCUUGAGAAGAGGCGAAACUCGCCCGAUUUGGGCUCAGGCUCUUCACCGUCGUUUGGUCCGCGUUUCCGCGCCAUCCAGCUUAGUCCCAGUGACAACAGCAAAACAUUUGGUCUGAGUGCAGUUUGGCCCCUAGAGGUCCCAGCUCAUAAGCAGGCCAACGGAGAGCUGAAAUUGUGCCCUCACUGGAGGCCUCAAAGCCCUAAAAGUCCCAAAAGCCCCAAAGUCUUGCGCCUCAGUCCUCAGGAGAGCAGUUUGUCCAUGAGAGCCAAGCUGUUAGAGUCACACUGCAAUGAGAACGGAGAAGCUGCGGACGACUUUGAGGAGUACAGGCCCCCUACGCCGACCCUUUCCCUGGCCCACAAUGGCUCCUCAAUGAAAGACGGCCUGCGACUUCCCCUUCAGCAAGGAGACUCUGGCAGUGAAGAAGGAGGGUCUUCUCCCGCGGGCUCCCCCAGGCCGGACAGGGGCCCUCUCGGCCUGAUUAAGAACACCCACCAGGCUCUGCUAGGGACCGGCUCCCUCUUGGCAUCCAUAGGUUUAGGUCGAUGCUUGGACAUCUUGCCAAAAGUUCCCCCUCGAACGAACCCUCCGUCCCUCGAAGAGUGUGCGGCCUCCUUUCUGGAGGGCUCGCCCUCCAAGCCCCUUGUUCAGCAACCCCCCUUCGUGGACGACCUCAUCACCUUUGCCUCCUCCGAGCCGCUUUUGGAUUUAGCGUUGCGGUGCCAAGAACUGAAGCCGCCACCAAGCGCGGGAUGUCAACACCGGAUACGGCCGGACGCAAGUCUGGGGGAACGCGACCAGAGCUUCUUCGCCACCAACGGGAACGCAAAUUCCGAGAGCUCGGCACACAGAAGCCAGCAGAGGAGGAGGUCCAGUCCGAGCCUGCUCGGCUCCCAGCUAGUACUGGACCUGCCCUUGUGCCAAGACACGCAAGACUCUGAUGACAAGCCCCCCACACCGCGCACUCUUCAUCCCAAGGUGGCUCCCUGGAGCCGGCUGCAGGUCAACGUCAUCCCCCGACCUCGUCCGUCGCCUGUACGCCCCCGCAUCGAUGCUUGGAGCUUCAUCUCGGCAGGCGGCGGGACUCCAGGAGUCGGGCGUAGCCCGAGACGCUCGGACAGCGUCCCGCUGGGGUACCGGCCCUCCCCGACGAAUCCCUUCUCCAACUGCGACCCUUUCCCCUCGCCGGCUUGCGACCCCUUCGCCCUCAGAGCCGACCCGUCGUUCGCCCUGGACAAAACUUCGCCCUUCGAUCCCUUCUCUGCGCCUUUCCCCACCUCGCGUUCGGCGCCGUGCUCCGCCAACGGCUCGCCCACUUUGCCGUCAUUUCGCAUUGCGCCACUCAACCCGGCCGACUCGCCGCUCAUCGACCUGGGAUGGGCCGCCUGCGGCAAGCAACCGGACGGAACCAAAGAGCGAGCCCACCCCCGAAGGACUCUGGGGCUCAAACCCUUCAAGUCUCCUACUCAACUCCGAGACGACCGCUUCUGA